UUCAGCCAGCUCACUGCCUCUGGUAGCUACAACUCGAACAGAGAGAGAGAGAGAGAGAGCAAGGUAGUUCAGGAAAUUGAAACCGCUUCUUUUUUUCACUCGUCUCUUUUAAAACUUUCCGUCCAGCCUCUCUCACUCUCACUUCUGUGUUGACAGUCACUUGAAAGUUUGACAAACUUCGUAGCAAUGCGGUGACCACAGUGCAACAGGGUGCAGGAAGAUAGAUAUCAGGACAGAAGAGGAAAAAAGUACACCGGGACACUGACACCCCUUCUCGGCUCACUGGUUUGGGGUCUCUGCCGCAGGACAGAAGGGGACAAACUGCCACCUGCCUCCCCUGCAGCUGUGUGUGAGAACAAAAAGUCAACUAGAAGAGCCGUGAGCCUGCGGUAUUCUGGACCGGCAGUGCAUGUGGUUUGUGCAUCUCCACUGGUUGUCUGAACAAGCAAUCAUCUCCUCUUUGUCAGGUGCCACAAGGUGAAGUCAGUAUAGAGUGAGCAGGAGCCCUGAGAUGGCGACGCAGGGGCUGGCGGCCCGGCUCUUGGUGCUGCUGGCCGUGUUGGCGGUGGCUCAUGCCUCCAUCUUCCAGUCCAAUCAGAGACUGAAACCUCGAUUCCAGCGAGACCGGCGCAACAUCCGUCCCAACAUCAUCCUCAUCCUCACUGAUGACCAGGACAUUGAAUUAGGCUCCCUGCAAGUCAUGAAUAAGACCCGGCGGAUCAUGGAACAGGGUGGAACGCACUUCUCCAAUGCAUUUGUCACCACGCCCAUGUGCUGUCCGUCACGCUCCUCCAUGCUGACGGGGAAAUACGCCCACAACCACAACACCUACACCAACAACGAGAACUGCUCUUCCCCCUCCUGGCAGGCCCAACAUGAGCCGCGCACUUUUGGAGUUUACCUCAACAGCACUGGCUACAGGACAGCAUUCUUUGGGAAGUAUCUGAAUGAGUAUAAUGGGACUUACAUUCCACCGGGAUGGAAGGAGUGGGUCGCCAUGGUGAAGAAUUCCCGCUUCUACAACUACACUCUGUGCAGGAACGGUGUCCGAGAGAAACAUGGAUUUGAAUACUCAAAGGACUACCUGACAGAUCUCAUAACCAAUGACAGCAUCAGUUACUUCCGCAUGUCAAAGAAGAUCUACCCUCACCGACCCAUCAUGAUGGUGAUCAGUCACGCCGCCCCUCAUGGCCCGGAGGACUCAGCCCCUCAGUACACCACUGCCUUCCCCAACGCUUCACAGCACAUAACGCCCAGUUAUAACUACGCCCCUAAUCCAGACAAACACUGGAUUAUGCGCUACACCGGCCCCAUGAAGCCCAUUCACAUGGAGUUCACCAACAUGCUGCAGCGCAAGAGACUGCAGACGCUGCUGUCCGUGGAUGACAGUGUGGAGAAGAUAUACAACAUGUUGGUGGACACUGGGGAGCUGGAGAACACAUACGUGAUCUACACGGCUGACCACGGAUACCACAUCGGUCAGUUCGGACUGGUCAAGGGGAAAUCUAUGCCCUACGAGUUUGACAUCAGAGUUCCCUUUUACAUCCGCGGCCCAAAUGUGGAGGCAGGAGGCAUCAACCCCCACAUCGUGUUGAACAUAGACUUGGCGCCCACCAUCCUGGACAUCGCAGGGAUGGACGUUCCCCCAGACAUGGACGGCAAGUCCAUCCUCAAGCUGCUGGACACAGACCGCAUGAUGAACAGGUUCCAGCUCAACAAGAAAGGAAAAGUGUGGCGGGACUCGUUCCUGGUGGAGAGAGGAAAACUGCUGCAUAAAGUGUUGAAUGAUGAGAAAGAUAUGGCCCAGGAGGAAAACUACCUGCCCAAAUACCAACGUGUUAAAGACCUGUGCCAGCGCGCAGAGUACCAGACGCCAUGUGAACAGCUCGGUCAGAAGUGGCAGUGUAUUGAAGACGCCACGGGGAAGCUGAGGUUGUCUAAAUGCAAAGGCAUGGCCAGUGUGUCUGCAGUGCGGAAGCCGUCUGUAUCCAGCAUCAAAUCACAGAUUUAUCUGCAGAGCAUGGGCGCUGAUGUCAGCGUGAACUCUGAGCCUCAAGGCUGCAACUGUGAACCCACAAGCUACAGACCGAGCACCUUCUCCAAGAAUAAACUCUUCUCCAAAAAGAAACUGAAGUCACUGAAGAGCUACUCCAGGAAGCGCUUUGCCCGCGCUGUUUCGAUGGAGAUGGGAGGAGACCUGUACGCAGUGGACCUGGAUCAUGAAUACAGGCCCUCGGGCCCCAGGAACCUCAGCCUCAGGCAGAACACAGCGGACGAGGACGAGUUCAGCGGUGUGGGACCCACUGCAGUCAGCCAGACCAACAACAGCCUCACUGUGCCCUCCUCUAUUAAAGUCACUCACAGAUGUUCCAUUUUGGCCAAUGAUACAGUAAAAUGUGACGUUGGUCUGUACAAAUCGCUGCAAGCAUGGAAGGACCACAAGCUACACAUCGACCAUGAGAUCGAAACACUCCAGACGAAGAUUAAAAACCUUCGUGAGGUCAGAGGUCACCUGAAAAAGGCUCGACCUGAAGAGUGUGACUGCAACAAAUACUAUUACAAAUCCAAGUACAAGAGUAAGCUGAGGAAAUACAAAGCAGGAGGUGUCCAUCCCUUCAGGAAAGGACAGGAGAAGGAUAAGAAGGCCUGGUUGUUGCUGGAACAAAAGCGCAGGAAGAAGCUGAGGAAGUUACUGAAGCGCCUGCGUAACAAUGACACCUGCAGCAUGCCUGGCCUCACCUGCUUCACACACGACAACCAGCACUGGCAGACCGCUCCCUUCUGGACACUGGGGCCGUUUUGUGCGUGCACUAGUGCCAAUAAUAACACCUACUGGUGCAUGAGGACCAUUAAUGAGACACACAACUUCCUGUUCUGUGAAUUUGCCACUGGAUUUCUGGAGUACUUUGACAUCAACACGGAUCCGUAUCAGUUGGUGAAUGCAGUGAACACACUGGACCGGUUUGUUCUCAAUCAGCUGCAUGUUGAGCUCAUGGAGCUCCGGGGCUGUAAGGGACACAAGCAGUGUAACCCUCGCACACGCAGCCUCGACUUCGAGGACAGAUAUGGGAAGGAUGGGAAGGAUAACUCCUGGAACGAGGGUGCCCCGGAAGACACCAACAUGUUUCCCGGCGAACCAAACUGGUCCGACCUUGAACCUUUGUACAGACUUGAUGAGCACGCCUACGAUCUCAAACUCAACUUCACCCUCAGCCUUGAAGACUGGGCUCAUUUCAGCCGCUCAGUGGACCACAUGUUCACGCUCCUCAGCAACGACAACCAGCCGUAUUCUCCGCCCCGCCAUGACGACGGACAAACAGGAAGAGGCCACGCCCUGGUGUCCUCCAGCCAAUCCGCUACAGCCAUCUACCUGACCACUCUGGCCACGCCCGCUCUUUUAUUAAAGGAAGCUGGCGCUGAGGUCUUAAGAGACGCUUUGGGGCUAAACCAAGUGGAACGUCCCUCUUCUUCUCCUCCUUCGCCUUCAUCACAUCCCUUGAGACCUGAGCAGGUGGACAAUGCGGCCAGGGACACUCCUCUUGGAGAACUGAAAGAGGACAGACAGAGAGAAGAGGAAGAGGAGGAGUUUGUUCAGAGACGGACAGAAAGGUUAAGCUCCACCCACUGUGACUGCAAUGACAUUUUGCAGGAAACGGUUUGACUCUCACGUAACAUUCCUCUCUCAUACCGUCCCUCCUCAGAAGGACAUCGCAGAAAACUUCUCAAUUUGAUGGAAGUGGAGAAAGAGGAUGUUUAAUGCCAGCGUACAGUCCUUUGGUUUGUUUUUCUUUUCCCAUAUGUUCCCUCGCUCCAUUAUCAACUGGCCUCAGAGGCGCGGCGACACCCAGCGACAUUUCCAUUUACAGUGGGACUGUUUUCCCAACUUGUCCAUGAGAUCGGCUAGGCUUUGAACAGAACACAUUUUUAUCUUUUAACUUAGAUGCUUUACUCUGUUUUUAUUCUUUCACCAUUUUUUGAUGGGUUUUUUGAAGGUUGGGGGUUAAAAUUCAUAGCAGUAAAACUUCACAAGGAUUGAGUUGUUGUGACCAUUCAUACUUGAUUCAGUUUGAAACUAGUUUUGCACCAAUAAUUCUUGAUGGCUGCUUUUCUCAUUCUCAUAACUUCACUGAACAACACCUCAAACAGGUCAAUGACGAAUGUGUGUUUUGUGUGUGUGAACACGCUGUCAAAUGUAGUCAAAAGUGAAUCGGAGUGUGAUAAAACAGAUCAUUCUGAUUUCAUUUGUUGCUGUUAUUUAGUUUAAUCUUAAAUAUUGGACAGAAUUUUUUUUUUUUUUUUUUGGUUCAAUAGAAAUAAAAUCUAAAUUUCUUAAAAUUUCUUUGCUGUUAUUGCAGCAUAAUGAGUUGAACCAACUAACCACCAAAAUAGAAAAGAAAGAAAAACUGUUAAUUUGAUGAAUCAGUCCUUAUUUGUAUUUAACAAAAUCGUAUGUUUUCCCCCAAGCACAUAAGAAAUUUUGAUGUACCGAACAUGCCGCAUUUGUCGUAUUUGUACGCUUGUUCUUGUUCUUAAAACUUUUGCUAUACACAAUGCUACUAAUAUCAGAGCAAAUAUAUGAAAUGGAUGUAUGUAUUUUAAUGUGUUUGCAAUGUAAAUGGUUAAAGGAUAUUUUUUAUUACACAUUUGAAGCUAAACUGACCGCUAGACAUAAAGAUUUCACUCCAGCUUCAGGUUUAUUUAUGCAGCAUAUUUUUAACAGUUCUUUAAUACACAUAUUCAGUUUUUUUAUGGUGACAUAUCUAAGAUUUUUUAAAUUAUUAAUCCACCUUCCUGAUGUAUUUCAUCCAUCCCUGUUUUGAGUUUGGUUCUUUGAUGAUUGUGAUUCUAUUCUUCAAGAGGGUAAUAAUCUGAUCCCUGAUCAGUCCACUUACUCUGGGAUACUUCAUCAGUGCAGUUCAUUGCUCACAUAUUUCAUAUCAAUGUACAACAUCCACCCCUCACCUCUCGUGGCUGUACUAAAAGCAGUUUUGUCUGAGAUUGUGUAUGGUUGUUUUAAAACCACCAUAAUUAUUGUAAAGAUGUACUGUGCAUAAACUGGAGGAUAGGAGACAACUCGGAGAGAAGGAGAAAUUUCCCUUUGGCACUCUCAAAGGGAUGGCUGUUUGUGGAAUAGGAAUUGAAAAAAUGAUAAGAUUAAAAGAUAAGAUUUUAACAAAGUCUUGUACAGUCCUAUAGAUUUAUCAUACCUAUAUUUUUGAUUUUGGUUUACCAGUGAACAUUUGAUAGUGCUCAUUACUUUGUGAAUAAAGUGUUGAAUGCCCAAA
Molecule: messenger RNA, 5285 nt
Organism: Carassius carassius (crucian carp)
Lineage: Eukaryota; Metazoa; Chordata; Actinopteri; Cypriniformes; Cyprinidae
Product: extracellular sulfatase Sulf-2-like
Exons: 21
Coding region: 512-3661 (1049 amino acids)
Cellular component (GO): Golgi apparatus; plasma membrane; endoplasmic reticulum
Molecular function (GO): glycosaminoglycan binding; N-acetylglucosamine-6-sulfatase activity; calcium ion binding
Source: RefSeq, a predicted model, not a curated record